GAGGAGUGGAAACGCGAAGCUGCUGUGUGAUGACCGCAGAUCGGUGCAAGAUGGAAGGCCGACAUAGUACCGGAAAUGCACCGACUGCCGGGGAGCAAGGCGUCUCCCCAAGCGCGACGUCAACCCUUGUGCCCAUUGCAGACGAGACGAGCACUCAGGACCGUGGCCUAAAGGACGCUCCUCCCACACCUACGCAGUGUCAGCGCUCUGACUCCACAACUGAUAUCAGGAAUAAUAACUUAAAAAACCAAGACGACGAAACCGACGGCGAGAAAGUGUACAACUCGACGACGGAGCCCCUCAAGAAAGGCAACUGGUGCUGCGACUGGAUGCUGAGGUCCGUCUGGAAAAUAGGAAAGAGGAAGAACAAGGGGAGGCCGAAGGAGAAGAGGCAGAGGGAGGAGGAAGGAGGAGGAGGCAGCAGCAGCUUCUUCGCCACGACGUACUGCCGCAGACAGUGGUACAUCCUCCUCGUGCUGUGCCUGGGUACUCUGACUUCCUCCUUCGCCGUGUGUCUGUUCCCGCCCUUCUUUCCGAGGAUUGCCCAGCAAAAGGGUGCUUCGGCCACCAUCUACGGCCUCAUUAUCGGGACCAACUGUCUGACAGCAUUCCUCAUCACGCCCGUUGUUGGGAAAAAUCUUAAGACCAUUGGUGUUCACUUUGCCUUCACAGCCGGCUUGUUCUGUAGUGGAGGGUGUUGUAUGUUGACAGGACUUCUGGAGUUCUUUCCAGGAGGCCCUGCCUUCGUGAUCAUAGCUGUGUUCAUCAGAAUGGUGCAUGCCACGGCAAACUCCGGUAUUUUAACCAGCUCCUUUGCCUUCAUUGCUGCGGAGUUUCCCGAGUCGGUUGCCAAAAUGUUUGCUCUGACCAGGACCACCAUGAACUUGGCCCAGAUGUUUGGGCCGGUGGUGGGAGGGGCACUGUACGAGGUGGGCGGGUUCAAGAUGCCCUUCCUCGUGAUGGGCAGCCUGCAGAUGGCCAUGACGAUAUUUGCCUCCUUCCUGUUACCCCAUUCCUCAAAGGAGUCAGAGACGCCGGAAAAUGAGACGGGGAAGAAGAAAGAGGUUCAGAUCUGGAGGGUCUUCACCAUCCCGGGCGUGUGGGUCUCC
Messenger RNA from Penaeus indicus, 1109 nucleotides. RefSeq names its product MFS-type transporter SLC18B1-like. NCBI's taxonomy places the organism in Eukaryota, Metazoa, Arthropoda, Malacostraca, Decapoda, Penaeidae. Gene Ontology annotation, molecular function: transmembrane transporter activity. The record is from RefSeq and is a predicted model, not a curated record. The transcript has 8 exons. Gene Ontology annotation, biological process: transmembrane transport. The annotation marks the transcript as partial.